Molecule: messenger RNA, 1110 nt
Organism: Anisakis simplex (herring worm)
Lineage: Eukaryota; Metazoa; Nematoda; Chromadorea; Rhabditida; Anisakidae
Source: the annotation of a GenBank genome assembly
AUGAAACUUAUUCCUUAUGAUCAGUGCCAAUAUUGUAGGGCAUCUUCAUCGUUAGUUCUGACGAUGUUUCAAGCUCAGGGAUUCGCGAAUCUGUUGUUUCUGAUUUAUUGGGAUCGACAAAACGUCGCCGAAGCAAUACGUCGAUCACUAAACUCAUCGUCAACUGGCAUUGGUGUGCUCAGAAGACGUAACACACUGAACAAUAUUCAAGUGGCAUCGAUGCUGUGUGGAUGUAUAUUGAGUUUACUGUUGGUAUGCUUUACUGUCGUUCAAUUGUUCACGAUUCACUCAUCGGCAUCAGUAGAUCAACAUCAGCAAUCCGAACACCACUAUCAGCAGAUAUAUUUGAAAUGGGCACGGCUUUGUGUUUUUGUGUAUUUAUCGAUAUCGUUCCCGGCUGCAUACGCUCAAAUUGCAACAUUCACGGGUAUCAUAUCGGCUGAGUAUAAAUCGCUGAAUGAUGACUUCAUGGAGGACGUUAACACCUAUCAACUGCCAGUCGCAAAACAUUACGUUUCAGCACACUGGAAACUCGGCAAUACCUUCAAUCUUUACCAGAGAUCCCUGAGUUUAUGGAUGAGUGUUCAUCUGAUGACAUCGUUUGCAUCAUUAGCAUUCAUAUGGAUAUCCGUGCCAUCAGUUCGCAGCAUUUUGCAACAAUUUGAAAGCUCAAUCGAAAUUCAACGAGUAUUUGAGUUGACAUUCGGAUUUGUGCUCUUAUUAUUAACGAUUCUGACGAUAAUCGCUCUAGUGAUAGUGUCGUUGCUCGUUCGAUUUCAUUCAACUAGGAUGCGACAUUCAAUGAUUGCAUUGAUUGCAAGUGAUCGAAUACUUCACGAACAGACGUAUUCGUUGGCAAUUGCAUACAUCAAUCAUCUACACAGACGUGGGUUGGGUAUAAUGUUCUUCGAAAUUGCAUUGAUUGACAGACAUUUCAUAAUUAAGGUACGUGAAUUGUGUUACUGCCCAGUCAUUGGGAGGCAACGUUAUUGGAGACAUAAUCUGUUGUCACGAUCAGCCAUUCUGAAUUGGCACAAUGCAGGCAUUCACAAGUUGUGGUUUGUCUGUAGAAGAAUCACUUCUUUGAUAAAUGAAGCAGCUUCUGAAUGA